Entrophospora sp. SA101 is the source of this 482-nucleotide messenger RNA. The record is from the annotation of a GenBank genome assembly. NCBI's taxonomy places the organism in Eukaryota, Fungi, Glomeromycota, Glomeromycetes, Entrophosporales, Entrophosporaceae.
AUGUCAUUAGAUGAACGGGAUUCAUCAAAUGAAUAUAAAACAAAACCGUUACUAGAAAAAAAUGAUGUCGACGACUAUGGAAUUUUGGAUGGAAAACAUACACCACAAAACAUUGCAUUAUAUAGUUAUUUAUUUGGAGUUGUAACUGGCGGAUCUAUUGCAAUUGCAUAUUACUCUGAAACUAUUCCUCAACUUGGUGUCUUCUUUGCUACAUUAUCUAUUUUUCAUAUAUUAGAAUAUAUCAUAACAGCAAUGCCAUAUCAUAUCGCACAUACAGCAGGAGUUUUAGAGUAUUCCAUAGAAUUAUUUUUUUUCCCUAAUUUAAAAACAAUAAGGUUGUUUCAUUAUACAGGUUUUGCAUUAAUACUGAUCGGACAAACCGCAAGAACUUUAGCGAUGUGUCAUGCUAAAUCCAAUUUCACUCAUAGUAUUCAAUAUGUAAAAAGACAAGAACAUACACUUGUCACCACAAGGAUAUACCG